AUGUCCACAAAGAGUCGACAACUUGUUACCUCAGAGAACUAUCAAAGCAUAACCCAAGCAUAUCUCCCUCCACCUUGCUACCCGCUCGAACUGCUUGACGAAGAGCUGCUUGAUGAGGAGCUACCGGAUGAAGAACUGCUUGAAGAAGAACUGCUAGACGAGGAAGACGAGCUUGAUGAAGAAGAACUUGACGAGGAUGAGCUUGACGACGAACUGCUCGAUGAUGAGCUCGAGGACGAACUUGAUGAAGAAGAGCUCGAUGAUGAAGAGCUUGACGACGAACUGCCCGACGAGACACUGCUCCACGAAGAACUGCUCGAUGAAGAACUGUUGACGCUGCUGCUGCUACUGCUACCUCUGAGUGACGAGGCAGAGCCGCUUGCGUUGGCCAACCAAGCGUUGUUCGACGAGGACAUGUUUUGCGUGGAAGAUGUGCUUCCAAAAGAGGACAUGUUACUCGAAGAAAACGUGUUGUAUGAAGAGGACGCUUCCUCUCCCUUGUGCACUUGUACAGCCGCCAUCAUAACGCCACCCACGUUGAAUGGCAGAAGGCUCAAUAACAGCGUUGCCAGGACUCUUGGAGUAUCAGCACCUGCCAGAGCGCUUGACGCAGCAGGAGCGAAUGGUAAGAGCAACCAAGCUAAUCGCAAAUCCUGA
Molecule: messenger RNA, 657 nt
Organism: Aureobasidium musti
Lineage: Eukaryota; Fungi; Ascomycota; Dothideomycetes; Dothideales; Saccotheciaceae
Source: the annotation of a GenBank genome assembly